GAAUAUAUAUGAGAAAGAUGGUUAAUGUAAAAAACAAAUAGCAAACAUAAAUAUAUGCUAGGUAAGAGUGUGCUAUUGCCUCUUUCAGGCGAAGGUUCCCAGGAGAAAAUAAUCCUAGCAGAGGCUCUGGGAUAGCGCACCUCAUCUUCCCAAGGAGUUUUGAAGCUCCCCCAGAGGAGUCACUGAGCAAGAAGCGGGUCUUGGGAAAUAGAGGGAUAACCACGGAUGGUUACCACACUGAGCUAAAGUGUGGGCCAGAAACUGGACCCCCAGCAGGAAUAUAGUCAGAGGAAUGGGCUGCUCUGUUUUCUCCUAAGAUCACCAUGGCUCACCUCCGGCCCUUCGGAAUAGCAGAUACUUGAGGAUGAAGUAAAUGUACUCAGAUGAGGCAGGUGCAGGAAGAAAGCUGGAGAGCCAGGACUCCAUGAGUGCAUGGUCAGACAUUGUGCACAGAUAAGAGUCUGGGCUCAUCCAAGCAUUUGGCCCUCUGGUAUCUAUGCCAGCAGCUCAUGCAACAUCAUCUGCUCCCACCGUAACAUUAGUACAGCUGCCCAAUGGGCAGACAGUUCAAGUCCAUGGAGUUAUUCAGGCGGCCCAGCCAUCAGUUAUUCAGUCUCCACAAGUCCAGACAGUUCAGUCUUCCUGUAAGGACUUAAAAAGACUUUUCUCCGGAACUCAGAUUUCAACUAUUGCAGAAAGUGAAGAUUCACAGGAAUCAGUGGAUAGUGUAACUGAUUCCCAAAAACGAAGAGAGAUUCUUUCAAGGAGGCCAUCCUACAGGAAAAUUUUGAAUGACUUAUCUUCUGAUGCACCAGGAGUGCCAAGAAUUGAAGAAGAGAAGUCUGAAGAGGAGACUUCAGCACCUGCCAUCACCACUGUAACGGUGCCAACUCCGAUUUACCAAACUAGCAGUGGACAGUACAUUGCCAUUACCCAGGGAGGAGCAAUACAACUGGCUAACAAUGGUACCGAUGGGGUACAGGGCCUACAAACAUUAACCAUGACCAAUGCAGCUGCCACUCAGCCGGGUACUACCAUUCUACAGUAUGCACAGACCACUGAUGGACAGCAGAUCUUAGUGCCCAGCAACCAAGUUGUUGUUCAAGCUGCCUCUGGAGAUGUACAAACAUACCAGAUUCGCACAGCACCCACUAGCACCAUUGCCCCUGGAGUUGUUAUGGCCUCCUCCCCAGCGCUUCCUACACAGCCUGCUGAAGAAGCUGCACGAAAGAGAGAGGUUCGCCUAAUGAAGAACAGGGAAGCAGCGCGAGAAUGCCGUAGAAAGAAGAAAGAAUAUGUGAAAUGUUUAGAAAACAGAGUGGCAGUGCUUGAAAACCAAAACAAGACACUGAUUGAGGAGCUAAAAGCACUUAAGGACCUUUACUGCCACAAAUCAGAUUAAUUUGGGAUUUAAAUUUCACCUGUUACGGUGGACAAAGAACUGGCUUGGCCACAACCAGAAAGACAAAAUAAACAUUUUAUUUUCUAAACAUUUCUUUUUUUCUAUGCGCAAAACUGCCUGAAAGCAGCUACAGAAUUUCACUCAUUUGUGCUUUUGCAUUAAACUGUGAAUGUUCCUACACCUGCCUCCACUUCUCCCCUCAAGAAAUUUUCAGCACCAGGAAUCAUGAAGACACUUCUGCAUUUCAUCCCCCACCUUCCUCAAGAAGUAAUAAUUGGUUUACUUGUAAAUUGAUGGGGGAAAUGAGGAAAUGAAAAAAAAUUUUUAAUCAUUUCAAGGUUUGUGCUUAGGGACAGAAUUACCGCAGCCUCUUGAGCUGAAGUAAUGUGUGGGCCGCGUGCGUAAAGUAAGUAAGGUGCAAUGAAGAAGUGUGAUUGCCAAAUUGACAUGUUUUUUUCACAUUUUCAUUGUGAAUUAUGUAAAAUUGUUAAAAGACAUACCCUCUAAAGAAUUUUAGUAUGGUGUUGAAGAAACUAAGAAUGAAUUUGGAGUGCUUCUAUGUACAUUCUCUUCAAUAUUGAAAACUUGUCCUUAAUUCUUAAAAACUUUCUGUAUUAACUACAGCUCUUCCAUAGGGCAGUUGUUGCUUCUUAAUUCAGUUCUGUAUGUGUUCAACAUUUUUGAAUACAUUAAAAGAAGUAACCAACUGAAUGAAAAAAGCAUGGUAUUUUAAUUUUAAAUUAAAUUGAAGUAAAUAUAAGUACAAAGUUUGUUUUAGUUAGUACUAAAUUCUUAGUGAAAAGAUGCUCUUUACUCAAACCAGCCCUCUGAGCUAUAUAACAAGGUUUUUUAAUAAAUGUUUUUGUCAUCGCCUUCAAAAAUAUUUAUAUUGUCACUCAUUUACUUAAAAUUUUUUUCUAAUUAAACCGUUCCCAUUUGUAUUUACAUUAUACCACCAACAGGAAAGCCUUCAAGAUUUUAAGUAAAGCAAAGUGAUAUAUUUGUUUAUAAAAUGUUGUGUUGUAGAAAAAUACUUAUUUUAAAUCUUUUCCAUAUUAACAUACUUUAACAGAGUAUCUCUAGUGAAUUUUUUUAAUGAAGUUGUAAGGAUAUAGCUCUAAAAAGUACACUAUUAGAUGUAACAAGGAAAGUAAUUUUCUUCAGACAUGUUUGAAUGACUGCUGUACUACAAUAUUUGGAUUAUUAUUCUUGCAAAAUGUGUUUUAUUUUCUUCUAAAAAAGGAUAAUUAUGCUUUGGGUUUCCAAUAUGCUAUAUAGUUUUUGUCAUUCUAUGAGAUAACUUUUUUGACUCCUAACUAUAACAGUCUGUGUUUGUAUGUAUCAUAACAUUGUUUCCAGUACUACUUUUUAUUAAUUAUUCAUUUAAUUCCCUAAACCUGAUAAAUCUAAAAGUUAUCCUUUAAAAGAAAAAUAAGACUAAGGUGGAUUUUUAAAAUUGGAAACUGACAUAAUGUUAGAUGUAAUUUCUCAUUUGAGAAGGUUAUUUCUUUUAGAAGAGAGUCUAGAAAAUUAUUGUUUUAUGCUUUAUCAUGGGUUACUUUUUAAAGUUUACUUUAUUAAUGUGUUAAAAUAUGCAGAUGAGUGUUUAUUGGGUCAAUUUUGAAAAGUGAGGUUUUUAAUUAAUAUUUGUAAAUGGUAUAUUUUUGUUUGUAACAAACCAUUGUCUUUUUUCAAGGAUGAACAGAGUUUAUGAAGGAGCAUCAUUCUAAGAAUUGAGUGGUGUAGUAUAUUUGGACAAUACACCAGAUUCUCAAGAAGGCUUUCAAACGACUGUAAAGUUUGAUGUUUAUCCUGCUGAGCUAAUGGGGAAAGUUAUAGCAUAAAAUUUAUUUGUAUACUAGCACAGAGAUGUCAUUUCCCAAAACUGGUUUAACAGAAACCAAGCAAAAUCAUAAAUCUGUUCACCAACUAGAAUUAUUUCAUAAUGAGUCAAAAUGUCAAAGUGGACAUUUUGAAUGUCAUAGCUUUAUAAAUAAAAAUUACCUAGUAUUUAGCAAGUUGUAAACUAAAGUUAAACAAUUUUCAAAAGUUGGGGCUUUCUAUUUAAUUAGAAAUUUGGUGGUCCUCAGUCCCUGAUAAAUCAAGGCAAUCACUUCCAUAUUAGCUGGUUGGAUUUGUAAAUUUUAAAGACUGGGUCCUUUGUACCUCGAGGAUGAUUGCACUGGUUUGAAGUCAGUAACUUAAUGGUGAGGUAACAAAUGUAUUCUGUUGCUAAAUCUGUUUUAGACCCUCGGAGAGACUUGAAGAUUUCAGUUUAUAUAGAUAGAAAGCAAGUCUUUUGUGCAGACUUUGUUUUACACAAGAAUUGGGGGACAGGUGUUAGUUUUUAAGCAUGCAACUUUGAGAAUUUUUAUUAAUAAAAUGACAUAAUAAAAAAAAAUCUUGUAGCCAACACAUAUGUGGCCACAUUACUAGUAAUAAUUGUUUUUUUGCUCUUCAUAUUGGCCAAAAGGGAAUGGAACUGUCAUCAUAGGAAUCUGUACAUAUGCUACUGAUUUGCCUAGAUAAUAGUUUGGUAUCACUUUACAAAUAUAGGGCCAUGUGGCACUUUUAUCUAUAGGACAGAUUAAUAAAAAUAAAGAGGGAGGGGUUUAUUUUUGAUAUUACUCUUAUUAGUUUUCAAGCUUUGAUAGUGUUUAACUGAAAAAUGGUUUAGAAAGGGCUAGAUCCAAUGUGUUCACAUUAUUAAAAAAUUGAUAUCGAUAUAAUUUUAAGUUCAUUCUUUUUCCAACUCAAGUACCAUAUUGGCAACCAUAAUACUGUCAUGGGUGCUCUGUUCAUUUAGAUAUUCUUGGGGGGAAUGGCAUUUGUAUAAUAUACGUGUACAUAUAUAUAUAUAUACAUACAGUAUAUAAUCUGAAGCUCUGAGAGCUCUUAAGUCAGGAAUGCUGAGUAUUAUAGUAUAUUGAGGUCAGAUGAAAUUUUACAUUUUUGCGUGUUCUAUUGCAUACCUUUUGGUAGUUUCUUGGACUGCAUUACUCCAGCACUCAUGAUUGAUUUUUGUCUUCUAAUUUUCUUCCAAGUGUUUUUUUUUUUCUUAUUGUUAAUUUUCUUUGGCUUGAUAUUUUAAAUAUGUUACUAGUCACUUGAAAACUCCCCUCCACCCCCAAAGUAUUUGGAUUUUAUGCUUUGUCUCUGGCAGCUAUAACAGUGGUAAGAACAUUUUAAAGAUAGCCUCUAAAGGGUACCACUGGUAUUUCAGAAGUCAUCCUGGGGGAGGAAUUUUGGUAUUUUCAUUUGAGCAGGGAUUUUGUCAGAAAAUGUGUUUUGAUGAUAGGUCAGCAGCAGUGCUAGUAUCUGAAAGCACAAUACCAGCCAGGCAGGCUGUCCAAUCCGAAGUCCUGUGUCUCUCAAGCCUAAUCCCUACUAUCAUUUUGACCAUUCGGGUGACAUGUGGAAUCAUACAAAGGCUUAGGAAGAAACAAGUUUGUUUAAACCAGGAUGCUUUUACUUACUUGAAGUGACUUCAAUCUAGAUUUCUUCUUUUCAUUUUUAAUAUUUUUUAAAUUCUGUGAUCAGCUACAGUCAGCAUACAUUUGUCUCUUUAUUUUGAAGAUCAAAAAGUUUGCUUCAUUUUGCAGGAUUAAAUAAAGCUCAUACUUCAAAGUUAAGAUUUUGAAUUAAAGUGUGUUAGAAAUAGUGGUUAUAUACCUUUUCAGUUAUUUUCAAGAGGCUUUAUUGUAUUGCCUUUGUAGCCCUGAAAACUGUUGGUAUAUUGCUUCCCAUUGACUUAAUACAAAAAUUGUAUAUUUGUUUGGAUUAUAUUUACAUUAUAUUCUUUGUAAAUGUUUGGUGUAACUUGCACUUUUAAAAAUGACCCGGUUUGGGCAUUAGCAACUUGAGAAAUUCCCUCAUCAAUUAAUUGUCAACUGACUUUUUAUGUCUUUCUCCUUUCUUCAAAUAUUGGGACUUUUUAAAAUGAAAACUUCUCAUUGAUUAAAAUAUGUUAGCACCUAUCAGCUAGCCUUAUAGUUGUAAAAGAAAUCAGGCAAUUAGAUUCGACUAGUCCCAUUAAUUAGAAGAUGGGUCCUAACCCUUAUUCUUUUUCAUCAUGGAUAAAGAUAGAAAGAAAAGCAACUGAAGUGAAUAAAUAUUUCCAAUUUUAAAUGAGACUUUUAUCCUCACCCCAACAUUAAUACUGUCUAUAGAAAGCCAAGAUGUCCAUGGAUUUGUCCAGAAUGGUAAAAUAAUUUUCAAGACAGUUGAUUAUUGUCAUAAUGGAAACCACAUAUAAUCAUUUGACUAAAUAUAUUUCACUGAAAAUUGGCCUUGUUGACAUCAAAUAGAUGCUGCCUAAAUUUGACUGAUUUCAGAUGAGGAGGGAGAAAGUGAAAUGUGCUUAUUAGUAAGCCUGUUGGUGAAAAGUUGUGGGAUAAACUUGCUCACUCAGUUGUACAAAGCACAACUAGAACUUUUGAGUGGCUUACAUACAUCUUGAAUACUUUUAAUGUUAAUAUGUUGACUUUUUUAAGUUAACUGCACAGUCACUGUAUGUACUAGGAACUGGUUUCCUUAACUAUAGAAUCAAUGGCUAAGAGAGGCACUAAUCCCUGCGGGGUUGAACAUAUCAUGAAGCUGAGUCAGUAUGGAAGAAUUUCAAAUAAAUCAAACAGGGUGCUGAAGUUCCAUCUGUCUCUCAUGCUUAUGAUAAGUUCUUACUGAUUAGUGAAUGUAGCUUAAGCCUUUGUAUGCGUCCUCAGGGGCAGACAAACUUUAAGAGGGACCAGAUAAUGUUUGAAUGGAGGGAUUAUAUUUCAGGUGUUUUAGCUUGAAAUUUAUUUUUUAAAAAAAAAAUAAAAAUAGAAAAAAAAAAAUAGAACAAAGCCUGUGAAGCAAAAUUGAUAUUAUCAAACAGGCAGAGUUGUUUAGCACAGAGAAAAUACUGACCUGUCUGCAUUCUGGUACUGUGGGUGCAGGUCCUAGCUUGGUAUAUCAUGAUACAUUUUAAAUUCUCACCAGCAAGAAAAAGGAAAAUGAACAGAAUUCAGAAAAUGUCUUUGAAAAGGGUCAAAUAGGAAAUUCAAAUUUUACCUACUUUAUACAGGCAUUAUUUAAUACUUGCCUAUGGAAGUAUAGCAUUUCCAAGCUUCUGUCUGAGGAGCAUCUCAGAUAUGAAAGUAAAUCUGAGAUAGCUGAAAUUUCGUAGGGAAGGAAGAAAAUCCCUGCAGAUAUGAUCUUAGGUUAGUUGGCCAAGUGAAAUGAUCUAGCAUUGUGUUUGGGAGGUUUAUUUUCUUAUGUUUUUAAAAUUGAAUUGGUAAAUGCUUUAUAGACGUAUUUUUAUCCAGGUGCCACUCCAAUUUGUGUAUGUAAUAAAAUUAUUUAUAUUAAAAGUGGGAAAUAAUUUGUCAACAUUUUUCUGUAAGUAUAGAUUAUUAGGGGUGGCAAAGAAGAGUGCUAGUUAGCAGUUUUCCAUGUAAAGUUGUUCCUGACUGAUUUGUCCACAUGUCAGUUGUCAUCCCCACCCCAAAAAGGAAUAUUCCUAACCUAGAUGUACCACUUGAAACUUUUUACAAACAAUAUAAUCAGGGAAGUUUCUAGAGAGAACGGUGUUUGCUUUUUUGGUUUUCCCUUGAGGAUUGGGGUUACAAAUACCUCCCCCCAAAAUUAUCAGCACAAAACAGGGUAUUGAUUUUCAACUCUGAUGUUGCUAUUGGAGUUGAAUACUAAAUAAAUAAAUAUAAUGAGGAAAAUACAUUUCUAAUAAAAUUUCCUACAUUCUAGAAACAUCCCUGUUUUAAUUUUUUUACUUAAAUCUUUUUGUGCUUUAUCUGUGUAAAGAAAAAAUGUACUGAGUUAUAAAGCAUUUUAUUAACACUAUGUACAUAUUAGCUGCUUUGUGUUCAGAAUGGUAGCAUUGCUUUGUAUAUUAAAAUGGUCCUUGUGAAUUUGUGAAAUAUUGUCAUAAAGUGCUUUUUCUUACUGUAAUCUUUGUGGUAAAAACUGUCAUAAUGCCCUUUUACACACAUUUAUGUGCAGUCACAUAAACAUGCUUUUAAAAACUCUAAGUCUCUUUUUUGGGGAUGGGAUUUCUGUAUCUUGGUUUUUGCUAGUAGUGUUAAUCUCUAUUUUCUUGGACUUAACGUUUAUUACUUUUGUUAAAUGAGCAAAAGUUCUGUUAGAAUAUAUCACAAGCUUGUGUUGCAUAGCAACAGGAAACUAAUUUAAGCAACAAGAACAUAUCUUCAGUUAAUUUUACUGUCUUCCUCAUUUUUGCAUAAGAUUUCUUUGUUCAGUAAGACUGAACAGUGCCUAUUUGAAGACUUGGAGAUGUUACUGCUCUGUUGAGAACUGGUGGGAGACAUGACCAGCUAUCUCUAGUGUCAUAAAAUGCAUGUUUGCAUUGAAAGAACAAUAAGUCUUGAUAACUUCUCAGGUCCCCUUAUAAUGCUGAAGUUCUGUGAUCAUAUCAAAGGAGGGAAUGUGAUUAAUCUGCUUUGCUUAAAGCAUAAGAAUAAAAGACUAUUUACCAUUGAUUCCGUUUCUGAAAAUAGCAGUUGCAUUUAUUCUUAAGUACUUUAAAUUGUCAUGAUGUGUUUAUGAAGUCUGUUAACACCUGCCAUUGUAUUAAAGGAAUUAUCUGACCUACAUUCUUUCUUUUAUACGAAGAGUGGCCACAUAAUUUGUUAUACAGACAUUUUUGAGAGUGAAAAGGUGAUGUUAAUAGGGACAAUGGGCAGAUUGCCGCACUUGUCCAGCCACAUUCAGGUGCGUGAUGGAGCACCAGUAACAAGCAGUGCCUUCUAGUCACACGGCCUUUGCUGUCACUUGCUCAUUUACAAUUUUAGCCCUGGGCUCCAGGCUCAUAUUUGUCAUCUCCACUCAGAUUGUAAAACACAUGGCCAAAACAAAACUUAAUUUCUCUAUAUCUGUACUUCCUUCAGCUGUUUUUGUUUGUUUUAAUUUUUCCAUAGAUGAUGCCACUAUCUACUACACUGCUUAAGCCAAAAACCCAGAAAAGCACUGCCUUGGUCAGUGUUACCUUCAUCUCAUUGUGCAUCUUUAAUUUUUCCACAUCUUUCU
Molecule: messenger RNA, 8443 nt
Organism: Molossus molossus (Pallas's mastiff bat)
Lineage: Eukaryota; Metazoa; Chordata; Mammalia; Chiroptera; Molossidae
Gene: CREB1
Product: cAMP responsive element binding protein 1
Exons: 8
Coding region: 497-1402 (301 amino acids)
Biological process (GO): regulation of transcription by RNA polymerase II
Cellular component (GO): nucleus; ATF4-CREB1 transcription factor complex
Molecular function (GO): DNA-binding transcription factor activity, RNA polymerase II-specific; protein binding; cAMP response element binding
Source: RefSeq, a predicted model, not a curated record